This is a messenger RNA of Leopardus geoffroyi (Geoffroy's cat), 858 nucleotides long. RefSeq names its product proteasome 20S subunit beta 6 (gene PSMB6). The coding region runs from base 64 to 783 and encodes 239 amino acids. Gene Ontology annotation, molecular function: threonine-type endopeptidase activity. The record is from RefSeq and is a predicted model, not a curated record. NCBI's taxonomy places the organism in Eukaryota, Metazoa, Chordata, Mammalia, Carnivora, Felidae. The transcript is spliced from 6 exons. Gene Ontology annotation, cellular component: proteasome core complex.
ACUGGAGAGAGCGUGACAGAGCGCUUUACGACAGUCGCUUUGUGGCAGUGGCUGAGGAGGAAGAUGGCGGCCGCCUUAGUAUCCGCUGGAGGAGCGGGGUCUGUCCCAGCCUGGGGUCCCGAGGCUAUUGCCCCCGACUGGGAAAGCCGGGAAGUCUCCACAGGGACCACUAUCAUGGCCGUGCAAUUUGAAGGGGGCGUGGUUCUUGGAGCCGACUCCAGAACUACCACCGGGUCCUACAUUGCCAAUCGAGUGACUGACAAGCUGACCCCUAUUCAUGACCGUAUCUUCUGCUGCCGCUCUGGCUCAGCAGCAGAUACCCAGGCAGUAGCUGAUGCUGUCACGUAUCAGCUCGGUUUCCACAGCAUUGAGCUAAAUGAGCCUCCGCUGGUGCACACAGCCGCCAGCCUCUUUAAGGAGAUGUGUUACCGAUACCGGGAAGACUUGAUGGCAGGAAUCAUCAUUGCGGGCUGGGACCCCCAAGAAGGAGGGCAGGUGUACUCGGUGCCCAUGGGGGGCAUGAUGGUAAGACAGUCCUUUGCCAUUGGGGGCUCUGGGAGCUCCUAUAUCUAUGGCUAUGUCGACGCUACCUACCGGGAAGGCAUGACCAAGGAAGAGUGUCUACAAUUCACGGCCAAUGCCCUCGCUUUGGCCAUGGAACGGGACGGCUCCAGCGGAGGUGUGAUCCGCCUGGCAGCCAUCGAGGAGUCAGGGGUGGAGCGGCGGGUACUUUUGGGGGACCAGAUUCCCAAAUUCACCAUCGCCACGUUACCGCCUCCCUGAUUCCUAGAAUUCUAGGAUACAAUAAGAGACACCCCAUAGCGACAUAAAAUUCAAUAAACACUUUGUCAAAAAGAA